AUAUUUGAUACAAUAAAAAUCAUUUCUGUCUUUCUCUGUUUACGUUAAAUAAGCCAAUCAUGAAAGACCUUUAAAGAGUAAUACGGUGGUUUAGCGUAGAGUCCUGCAAAUGGAGGGGCCAAUAAACUCAAGUUCUCGAGAAACGCUUUUGUUCGAUACAAUUUUCUACAUCUAGCAAAGCUUUUCGUCUAUUUAAAAGAUUAAUUGUAUUAAAACAUUGACAGAAUGCAGGGUACAAUAAUAGAAAACUUAAGCGGCAAGAAACUUUCGGUAUUAGUAAUUAUGCUUAUUAUUGCACAAAUUGUGUGCUUUUUAAUAGGCGGCUUCAUAGCACCUACACCUGCUACAAGCCAAAAUAUAUUAGGUACACCUUGUGAAGAUAUAAGAAUUAAUGGAACUGAACCAGGUGCAGGAAAAUGGUUUUAUUCAAGAGGCAAAGGCUCUUGUACUUAUGUGGAUAUAAAUCAUUUUAGUUUAGACAGCCAUCAUCAAGCACAUCAGGUGGUCUAUACAUUUUUGAUGCCUGGUCCGCGUGGUAACUUGCAAUUGGAUUAUUCUAGAUGGCAACAAAAUCUUAUAGGAGUCUUGCAGGUGGAUAUUGUAUAUCAUAGUCAAAUUCAAAUUGCACCUAGAAAUAAAAUAACUCUAGAUGCAAGGCUUGCUUAUAGAAAUAAAGAAGAUCCGGAAGAUGCAUGGAAACCGUAUGCUUCUUCUAUAAUAGAAAGAAUCUUGGAUUGUAGCAUUGAUGAUGCCAUGGAACAAUAUAACUAUAAUUGCAGUGUUGUACCUUUGUUUGAAUUGGGAUCAUUAUUCCAUGAUUAUUAUUUAUUAAAUAUUCGUAUUCCUGCUGAUACUGAUAGAAACAUUAAUCAAGGUUUAGGGCACAUAACAGAUUUAUGGCUUACUGCUAUUAAUCAAAAUGGUGGAUUUACGAAAGUAUGGGUAAGUCUUAAAACUGUUUUCUUCCCGAUUGUGAUCUGUUUUUUGAUAUGGUACUGGAGAAGAGUUCACAUGUUAUCAAGAUUACCUGCACUUUUGGAAUAUAUGCUCUUGGCCUUAGGAAUGGCUUUAACAUUUUUAAAUUUACCCAUGGAAUAUUUAACUCUCGCAUACGAUAUGCCAUUUAUGCUUCUGUUGGGUGAUAUCAGACAAGGAAUAUUUUAUGCAACGCUUUUAUCUUUCUGGCUUGUUUUUGCAGGAGAACAUCUUAUGGUUCAGGAGGGCGAUCAAAGGAAUUCCUUAAAAUGUUAUUGGCGUCAUCUUUCUGCAGUGGGUAUAGGAUGCUUAUCUUUAUUCAUCUUCGAUAUGUGUGAACGUGGAGUACAGUUAAGAAAUCCAUUUUAUUCAAUAUGGGUAACAGAUGUCGGUACUAAAAUGGCAUUAUCUUUUAUCAUUUUGGCUGGAAUAUCGGCAGGUGUAUAUUUAAUAUUUUUAACUUAUAUGAUAUGGAAAGUAUUUAUGAAUAUAAGUGUGAAAAGAGCUACCUUACCUAGUAUGAGUUCAGCACGUCGUUUACAUUACGAAGGUGUGAUAUAUCGUUUCAAGUUUUUGAUGAUUGCCACAUUAUUAUGCGCUUCAUUAACAGUUAUCGGAUUUAUUCUUGGCCAGGUCGCAGAAGGACAAUGGAAGUGGGACGAGGAAAUAGAAUUACAAAUGACAUCUGCAUUUUUCACUGGAGUUUAUGGGAUGUGGAACAUUUAUACUUUAGCAUUAUUAUGUCUAUAUGCACCAUCUCAUAAACAAUGGCCGAUUGAACCAUCAGGUCUGAACUGUAAGGUGGAUGCACCAAAACUUUCCAACCAAGCUUCAAGAGUUUCUGGCGAGUCACUAUAGACGUGUGUGGCCUGGCGUUGUCCUAAGGAAUACAACACCUCUCCUGUUGGCCAAUUUUGGACGUUUCUAGUCAAUUGCUAACUUCAAACGGUCCAGUUGUUGACAGUAGAGAUCCAAAUUUUUACGGAUCUCAUUUUUUUCAUUUUUUUUUUGCACGUUAUUAGCUGUUACACUAUCGAGACCAUAAACACCAUUCACAAUUUCAGCCGCCUAGCUUGCAUUUUCGCCUUUAUCAAAGAAAAACUAAAAUGUACCGAAUUUUCUCUUCGUUAACUUCCUUUUUUAACAUCUUGUAAUUCAUGAAUGACCAACAUUGAAUGGACCAAACAAAAAUCAGCAACAGAAUUUUUUUUAGUGUGAAAUGUCAUCUUUACAACGAGCAUAAAUCUGAAAUUGCUUGAUCUAUACUUUACAAGAUAUCGAUCACUAAAGCCAUCCAUCAACAAAAUAAUGGAUUUCUUUUUCCCCAAACUAAUAUUUUUAAAAAUUUGAUUUUGGUGCGACCAAUCUAGAUUUCUCUUACUUGCCAAAAUUUGACCAAUUACAGGCCACAUAAGACAUCUAUCUUCGCAUUGUACCUAAUAUUAUUUUGUUUAUCAACUUUCUAUACGUAGAUACGCAACUAAUUUAACGUCGCUAACGUAACGUAAUAUAACGUAAUCAACGAUGGAUCUUGCAUUAGUUAUUGAAAAAGGUGUUUAUUCGACGUUAUUAAAUUUUCAAGCGAUCGAUUUUUCACGCUAUGAAACAUAAUACUUCCUUUGAAAUUCGAUUAAUAUCAAAUAGAAAUAAAUUCUUCUCAAUUCGAAGAGAAAAAAAUAUAUCGGAACGUAUUUUUCUACCGUAUUGUACGGAAAUAGAUUCAUCUUCUAUUUUUGGUAAGUCAUUUAACGAUUAAUAUAUAGGUUAGACAUAGAUGAAACAUGCAUAAUGUUACACAUUAUUCAUUUUUGUUAGAAGUACGAAUUAAUAUUUAGUCAAACUGACAUUUAACUUUGGAAUGUUCGAUUUUUGGCAUAGAGAAUAUGACGUUUCUUCGUAUAUAAAAUAAAAAAAUAUCAUAUAAUGUAUAUAUAUAUAUAUAUGUAUAUAAGAGAAUAGAUAAGGUCGUUCUAGAAAUUUCGAGAACCUGCUAACGUAGGUUCUAAUGUAAUAAAAUGUUGAAUGCACGAGAAGUUUGAAAAGCCCGCUUCUGUUGGAACAAGAUGGUGGCUCAAACGGUAGAGCGCUUUCUGGCGUGAAUGAGUCGAAGCUCGUAUGGGUCGCUGUAGUGGCAGAAAGAGAGAAGGAGAGAGAGAGUGAAAGAGUUGAUGAGUGGAGUGGUGGUGGUAAGGAGAGUCCAGCACGUCGAGGAGAGAGAGCAGUAUCACAGAUGCAGUGAAGUCGUCCGUGGGUUGACAGGUUGUGCGUGGUGGGUGUGAAGGAGUGCGAGAGAAAGAGAGAGAGAGUAGAGUAGUGCGAGGGGGGGUAGAGAAGAGAAGAGAAGAGAGCUAGCCGAUGGUAGCAAGAGAAAGAAAGAAACAGAAGAAAGGGACAUUGUUUUGUUGUGCGUCGAAGAGACGCACUUGAGAUCGUGCAUUGCUCGUGGUUAUUCGUAGCGAACGACCGACAACGAAAUGAUUCUUUGAAGUUUACAGAGGAGUCCUCUCUUGAUUGGCUUAUAGGAGUGUGUGAGAACAAAGGGUGGAGGAUAUACGACGACACGUCAAGUAAUUUCGGUCUAUCGGUCGAUCGGUCGUACUGUUGGUUGUACUAUCGGUUGGGUCGGAGGGGUGAGAGAAAGAGAGAUAGAGAGAGAGAGAGGAGUAGAGUUGAGUGGUGAGGAGAGGAGAGAGUGAGACGGAAGGACAGAGGAAGGGACGGACGGAUUGACGGACGGACGAUCUGACGUUAGUUCAGAUUCGGUUUGAGAUUCGGAGGAUGAGUCUAUUUUGUUCACUUUGUCGUUUACUUUAAAUCAUCCAACAGGGAUUCAUUUUUUCGUCUAAAAAAAAGAGAAAGAAAUUUGGUUGGCCGUUGACGACGAAGUCGUUGUCAGCAGUGUAUAUCGCGCGUCACUGUUUAUUUGAAAGUUUCUCUCUUUCUGGCAUUGGCACAUUGACGAUAAUCGAAACGAAAGUCAAAACAACUACGACGACGAAGACGAAGACGAAAACGAAAACGAAAACGAAGACGAAGACGUCGAACGGUGAUUAUUGGGUGCGCGUGUCUUUGUUUUUCUUUCUCGGUGCUCGAUAUUCAGGAGCUUUGUUGGUGCGACGGACAGAGUGCGUGUUACCGUGAAAAGGAGACGACGACGAGGAGAAGGAGGAGGGG
Polistes canadensis is the source of this 4149-nucleotide messenger RNA. It is a transcript of the gene wls, whose product is annotated as protein wntless. The transcript has 12 exons. Gene Ontology annotation, cellular component: endomembrane system; organelle membrane. Gene Ontology annotation, molecular function: Wnt-protein binding. NCBI's taxonomy places the organism in Eukaryota, Metazoa, Arthropoda, Insecta, Hymenoptera, Vespidae. The record is from RefSeq and is a predicted model, not a curated record. The coding region runs from base 226 to 1833 and encodes 535 amino acids. Gene Ontology annotation, biological process: intracellular protein transport; Wnt protein secretion; Wnt signaling pathway.